GCGCCUUUCAGUCGUCGCCCGAUUCCACAGCGGAGAGCACGUAACAAACAAAACCAAAAUAAAAGAUUGACAAAAAAAACCCACAGCGAACUCCAAACAUUGCGUUUCUCGGCAUCGGCAUCGGAAUCGGAAGUUCUUUUUGGCUUGCGUCGUCGUCGUCGUCGUCGUGACCGAGUUAAAUCGCCGUGCGGUGUCUGGCCACUCAUACAAACGCAUGCUGAGCUGCUCUUGGGCAGCGGACAUCUAUGGGAACAUCAUGUGGCUUGGGUCUGUCAAUCCCAAGGCACAGGUACAACAUAAUCAGCGACCCCAACAACAACAACAACAACAGGAAGAAGAGCAACAAGAGCAACAACAACAAGAGCGACUACAACGCGUUGUCUUGUAUCUGAAAACCUAACCUAAAAAAAAAGAAGAAAAUAAAUCAAUAUUAAUAUUAAUCGCCGCUAACAAAUCGCCUGCUCGAUUGCCCGCUCGAUCGCCUUCAUAAUCUCUAACAACCAAUAUUAUAAAUAUAUGUAUAUCGCAUUUUUGUGUUAUGUUUGUGUGUGUUUUGUUUGUUGUUCGUAAUACCACCCAACCACCAACACCUGCCUGCCGCUAACGAUCAUGCAUAGACCAAAGCUAGCAAAUCCUAUAACUGCUGCCGGUAUUGCCUCAUCCAUAUCAAACAACAACAACAACAACAACAAAUCAAAACGCGCACGUCAAUUCAGCCAGCCAGUAACGGUUAAAGAGUCUGCAGUCGAUUCGUCGUCAUUGCCACUCUACGAAAAACAUUCGCACUCCGCACUAAUUGACGCUUCAAUUGAUUUAGAACAUUACAUCAGCGCCAUGGAGGCACGACGCAACGACAAUGAGCCGGAUGUGUGGGCUCAAUUGCAGCAGAAGGAAUCAGAUAUAUUAUUAGCCGCUGAGCUGGGCAAAGCGUUGCUCGAAAAGAAUGAGGAGCUGGUCAAACAACAGGAGAAGCUAAUUGAGGAUUAUUCUGGUAAAAUUGAGAAACUUGAACAGGAGAAGCAUGUGCUGCGCCAGAAACUGGCCAUAGCGGAGGACGAGAGUGAUCAGCGUGUGCUGGAGCUGCAAUCAGAUCUCAACGAGCUAAAGGACAAGCUGCAGACACAGGAUGUGGCCAUCAGGCAGGCGGAAAAGGAGAAGACCAUACUCAUCGACGAGCUGCAGCAUCAGAAUACACGCCUUACCGAACAGAUACAGGAUGCGCAUGCCACCGAAAUGAAGCUCAGUGCCCAGAUACAGGAGCUCAAGGACCAAUAUCACUACAGGAAUAGCAGUCUACAGGAGCACGUCAACAGCCUGGAGUCCAUUAAAACCGAACUAAACCUCACCACGGGCAAGCGCCAGGAACUGGAGCGUCGUCUGCAGCACGCUCAGGAGGAAAAGGAGAGCCUCACCUCAUCGCUGGAGGAAGCAUCGGACAGAAUUCAUAUGCUGGAGCGACAUGCCCGCGAGCAGGAAACAAAAUUAGAGACCACCUUACAGGCAUUGGAACGCUCUCAGCGUGAGAAUAAUGUACUCAGCGAACGUUUGGGCGCGGACGCCAACUCGAGUACGCCCGGCAAGAAGAGUCUGCAGUUCGAAAUGGAAUGCGAUGAGGACGAGGCCAGCUUCACGGAAUCGGGCAAGCCCAGUCAAAUGUGGGUGGAGGCGCGUUCCGUUUAUAUACAGCUGAAGUCCCUGGUGGACUCGCUUAAAGUGAGCCAUGAUGAUGACUCAGGUCUCAAUUCUGACAUAUCUCUGGAUCUGGAGUCCAUGGACAACACGAUGUCCAGCACGGAGCGCAAUGAUAGCGACCAUAUCGCUAUCGAAUUCAGGCAGGGUAUGCUGUCGGCCAUGUCCGACGAGCUAACACGAUUGCUGCUCAAUUUGGAUGCGGGCAACUUUAAGAAAAUGCUGGACCAAACCCGUAAUCUUGUGCUGGAGCAGGAGGAUGAGAUCAAGCGCAGCCAUCAGCUGAUACAGCAACUGGAGGCCAAGGUCACGGUGACCGAUGUGGAACUGCAAAAUGUAAAGGAAGAGCGAGAUCAGGCACGCGGCGAUCUGGUUGACAACACCGAUCGCGACGAGCUGCUAGCCAAGGCGCAGAAGGAGCGUGAUGCGGCCAACGAGCGUCGCACCAAGGCCGAGGUGGAGCUGGCCAAGACACGCGUCGAGCUGAUGCAGGCCAACAGCCAGCUGCUCGAGUCCAUUCAGCAGAAGGUAGAGCUGUCCCAGCAGCUGGAGCAAUGGCAAAUGGACAUGCAGGAGCUUAUCGAUGAGCAAAUGCGCUCCAAGCUGAUUAACAAUCGUCGCAGCGCUGCCGCCGAGACGACAACAGCGGUGCCCAGCAGCGCAGCGGCCAAUCUCGCCAAGCGUGUGUCCAGCUACAAGCUCUGGAGUUUAUUUCAGCGUUAACUGGACAAAUUUGACGACGCGCUGGAAGAUCUACGCAACUCUUAUAUUCUUAAUGUAGCCGGGCAGAGCCGCACUUUAAAAUGAGCUAUAUAUUUUUAAUAUUUAUACACAAAAGAGAGCCUAGGCAUAUAUACAUAUAUACAUU
Messenger RNA from Drosophila virilis, 2557 nucleotides. Its product is annotated as bicaudal D-related protein homolog. The record is from RefSeq and is a predicted model, not a curated record. NCBI's taxonomy places the organism in Eukaryota, Metazoa, Arthropoda, Insecta, Diptera, Drosophilidae.